AUGGCCAACUACCUCGCCUCCAUCUUCGGCACAGAGCAGGAUAAAGUAAACUGCAGUUUCUACUACAAGAUCGGCGCGUGCCGCCACGGUGACCGGUGCUCGCGCAAGCACGUCAAGCCCAGCUACAGCCAGACCAUCUUGCUGCCCAACCUGUACCAGAACCCGCAGUACGACCCCAAGAACAAGAUGAAUCCCCAGCAGAUGCAGAUGCACUUUGAUGCGUUCUACGAGGACAUCUGGUGUGAGCUGUGUCAGUACGGGCUGGUGGAGGAGGUGGUCGUUUGUGAUAACAACAACGAUCACUUGAUCGGCAACGUCUACGUGCGCUUCAAGUACGAAGAAGACGCGCAAAAGGCGUGCGACGCGCUCAACAGCCGCUGGUACGCGGGCCGCCCCAUCUACUGCGAGCUGUCCCCCGUCACCGACUUCCGUGAGGCCUGCUGCCGCCUCAAUUCUGGUGAGGGCUGCGUCCGCGGCGGCUUCUGCAACUUCAUUCACCGCAAGGAACCCUCCCCCGAGCUCGACCGCGAUCUGGAUAUGAGCACAAGGAAGUGGCUCAAGGAGCGUGGCAGGGAUGAGAGGAGCAUGAGCAGGAGUCCCACACCGCCAAUCAAGCGGUAG
Didymosphaeria variabile is the source of this 621-nucleotide messenger RNA. RefSeq lists its product as uncharacterized. The transcript is spliced from 2 exons. Gene Ontology annotation, cellular component: spliceosomal complex; U2AF complex. Bases 1 to 621 code for a protein of 206 amino acids. NCBI's taxonomy places the organism in Eukaryota, Fungi, Ascomycota, Dothideomycetes, Pleosporales, Didymosphaeriaceae. Gene Ontology annotation, molecular function: pre-mRNA 3'-splice site binding; metal ion binding. The record is from RefSeq and is a predicted model, not a curated record. Gene Ontology annotation, biological process: mRNA splicing, via spliceosome.